Molecule: messenger RNA, 1828 nt
Organism: Dama dama (fallow deer)
Lineage: Eukaryota; Metazoa; Chordata; Mammalia; Artiodactyla; Cervidae
Product: putative killer cell immunoglobulin-like receptor like protein KIR3DP1
Exons: 9
Coding region: 119-1417 (432 amino acids)
Source: RefSeq, a predicted model, not a curated record
CCAUCUUCCCCUGUGACCUGCACCAGGCUGACUGUAUGAACAACACCGCCCGCCUUCCGCAUCCUGUAACUUGGUCAGCUUUGCUCAGUCCUGCCUCCUGCCUCACAGAAGCAGAGCCAUGUGGCCCACACUCCUCAGCCUCCUGAGUCUCGGAUUCUGUGUGAGUCUGAGGAUCUGGGCAGCUGUGGGUGCAUAUGAGAAGCCCUCUUUGUCAGCCUGGCCAAGCCCUGUGGUUCCCUUAGGACAGACUGUGACUCUUCGGUGUCAUUCCCGUUCUCCACUUAAGAGAUUCAGACUGUUCAAAAGAGAUGGGACCAGUUUGCCCAAGCUCCAGGGAUAUCAUGUCAACACCUUCACACUUGGCCCGGUGACCAGAGAACAUGCCGGGUCCUACACAUGUUCUGGAGGCUACCGGUCCCCACACAGUGACCCCCUGCAGAUUGUGGUCACAGGUGUGUUCACAAAACCAGCCAUCUCAGCCCACCCAGGCCCCCUCGUGCAGGAGGGAGGGCAUGUGACCCUUCGUUGUCACUCACUGCUGUCGCUUGACAAGUUUAUCCUGCACCAGGAAAAUAGCACAGGGCAUUUCCAGACACAAGGAGAGACGCUCCCGGGCGGGCAUGCCUCAGCUGACUUCUCCAUUGGCCCCAUGACCUUGGGGAGUGUGGGCUCCUACCGAUGCUAUGGCUCUCUCAGCCGCUCCCCCUAUGAGUGGUCAGCCCCCAGUGACCCCGUGGACAUCGUCAUCACAGGUUUGUCCAAGAAACCCUCUCUCUCAGCCCAGGGGGGCCCCGCGGUGAGGUCAGGAGAGAAUGUGACCUUGCUCUGCAGCUCCGAGCCCGCCUUUGACCAGUUCCAUCUGCUCAGGGAGGGGGAGAACCUUGGGCGCCCACUCGCUGGAGGGCGGGGACCCGGUGGAGCACUCCAAGCUGAGUUCCCUCUGGGUCCUGGGACCCCAGCCCACAGCGGGGUCUACAGGUGCUACGGCUCCUUCAAUCACUCUCCCUACUCGUGGUCAGACCCCAGCGACCCCCUGCUGCUCUCUGUCACAGGUUCCACUACAAGUACUUGCCCUUCCCCCAUGGAUGCACACACCACAGAAGAGGCAGAGCUUCUUCAAGAACGCUCCAGUGCACUGUACAUCAUCCUUGGGUUUGCCAUAGCCUUCACCUCUACCAGCAUCUUCCUCGCUGCUCUUGUCUGUCACUGGUGUUCUACCCCAAAUCGUAAGCCUGAAGGUGAUAUUGCCAUUAUUGAAGGAGAGCGCCAGGAAGAUCGAGCCGUGAGCGGCGUGGACUCUCCAGCAGAAGACGUGAUAUAUGCUCACUUGAACCUCGGGACCCUUUCUGAGAGACUGAAUACUCCCACUCCCCUGAGCCCCAUGCACCCCUUCCCCGAGCCCAGUAUCUAUGAGUAAUUCAAUUUAAAGAAAGACCGUGCUGAGCCCUGACCUGGCCCCAGGCUAUGAACACACAGAGUGCUACAUAUCGAAGACUUAGAUCUCUUUUUAAAGAGGUUCCUCUGUGGACACUCCUCCUCCUCCUCCAAAGCAGCCCAGCAGCUCUGAGGUGAACAGUGGAGUCCAAGAUUGCUGGAUCACCUUCAAAAAUCCCACAACCUCGAAGUAAACUCCUGUCUCUUCCAGGACUCCGUUUUAUCUAUCUCACUGUUUGGGGAAUGGUAUAAUCAAUCACACAUACUGGGUCGGUUAAUAUGAUCAUCUUACUUUAUCUAAAAUUCCAAUAAAGCAUAAAAAAUCUGCCAGCUGAUUCUUCAAAUUUUUCAGUUUUUUAAAAAAACACAAACCAAUAAAUAAGAUGUCUAUUCA